Molecule: messenger RNA, 1505 nt
Organism: Raphanus sativus (radish)
Lineage: Eukaryota; Viridiplantae; Streptophyta; Magnoliopsida; Brassicales; Brassicaceae
Product: probable glycosyltransferase At5g03795
Exons: 5
Coding region: 113-1324 (403 amino acids)
Molecular function (GO): glycosyltransferase activity
Source: RefSeq, a predicted model, not a curated record
AAAGCAAUAAUAGCCCAUGUGAGCUUAGUGUCAAAGAAGAAACCAAAUGCAGCGGAGAUUGCUUUGAUUGAACUCCGCAAAAUCCAACACAGCUCUCCUUAGAUCCCCUCCGAUGACGAUCACCACUAAACCGUCCUCGCCACUAUGCUCACUCAAAGGAUCCCUCCUCACCGUCGCCGCCCUCACUCUCCUCUCCCUCUUCUACCUCUCUCUCGACUCCCUACGCACUCCCCCUCCGCCGUCUCUCUCCGCGGCGGCGGAGUCCACGAUCCACGUCCCAACCGACGAAGAUUACUCCGACGUCUACCACUCUCCUGACUCGUUCCGUCUCAAUUACGCGGAGAUGGAGAGGAAGUUCAAGGUCUACAUCUACCCGGACGGAGAUCCCGCCACUUUCUACCAAACGCCGAGGAAACUCACCGGCAAAUACGCCAGCGAAGGUUACUUCUUCCAGAACAUCAGAGAGUCUCGUUUCCGCACGCUUGAUCCCGAGGAGGCCCAUCUCUUCUUCGUCCCUGUCUCCCCUCACAAGAUGCGUGGCAAAGGGACAUUGUAUGAGGACAUGACUGUGAUUGUUCGAGAUUACGUUGAUGGGUUGAUAGCUAAGUAUCCUUACUGGAACAGGACUUUAGGUGCGGAUCAUUUUUUCGUCACGUGCCAUGACGUUGGUGUUAGAGCGUUUGAAGGGUCUCCGGUUAUGAUUAAGAAUGCGAUUAGGGUUGUGUGCUCUCCUAGUUACAAUGUUAGUUUCGUUCCUCAUAAAGAUGUUGCUUUGCCUCAAGUCCUUCAGCCUUUUGCUCUCCCUGCCGGUGGCAAUGACGUUGAGAACCGGACGACGCUUGGUUUUUGGGCGGGUCAUAGAAACUCCAAGAUACGUGUGAUACUCGCCCGCGUGUGGGAGAACGACACUGAGCUCGAUAUUUCAAACAACAGAAUAAACAGAGCUACAGGGCAUUUGGUAUAUCAGAAGAGAUUCUACAGGACUAAGUUCUGCAUAUGUCCCGGUGGUUCUCAAGUCAACAGUGCUCGAAUCACUGACUCAAUCCAUUACGGAUGUGUUCCUGUUAUAUUGUCAGACUACUACGACCUUCCUUUCAACGACAUUCUGAACUGGAGGAAGUUUGCGGUUGUACUCAGAGAGCGAGAUGUGUAUAACCUCAAGCAGAUCCUCAAGAGCAUACCGCAAUCCGAGUUUGUUUCCUUGCAUAACAACUUAGUCAAGGUUCAGAAGCAUUUUCAAUGGAACUCACCACCGGUUAAAUUCGAUGCGUUUCACAUGAUCAUGUAUGAACUAUGGUUACGCCACCAUGUCAUCAAGUACUGAAUCGAAGACUCUUUCUUCUUUUUUUUUUCUUUUCCAACGAGUAGAUACGGUUCCAAGCAAAAAGAAAAAAGAAAAGCUAGUAUGUACACUUCUUGUAAGUUUUUGUUAUCAUAGCUUAUAACAGUAACACCAGACAACAACACUGCAAUUCUUUGAGGAAAUUUAAUUAUUUUUUUGUGAA